This is a messenger RNA of Tetrahymena thermophila SB210, 975 nucleotides long. RefSeq lists its product as hypothetical. The transcript has 3 exons. The record is from RefSeq and is a predicted model, not a curated record. NCBI's taxonomy places the organism in Eukaryota, Ciliophora, Oligohymenophorea, Hymenostomatida, Tetrahymenidae.
AUGGAUAUUAAAGAAUAGCUGAAGUGCUAAAAACAUCUUAAUAACGACAUUUUGUAUGUCAAAGUUAAUAACAUACAAGAUGAUGAUGAUGUUUUUUAUUGUGAAUUGUGUCCUUUUAGCGAAUCAAAUUUUAGUAUGUGUGACUGUACUCCCAUCAAAUCUAUUUUAAAUUGGAAUGAGGAUUCUCCCAUUAUUAAUCUGUUUCCUUUUAAUGAUUAAGAAUUAAUUAAAAAGCUUAAAGAUAUUUUCCAGAAAAAUAUUUAUGAAUAAUUACCAAAUCAAAUUGAUUAAUUUUAUGAUGAUUUGUAAGCUAAAAUUAUGUAAAUGGUAGCGGAAUCUAAAAAAAGAUCUAUCACAUUAGCUCAAUAGUUAUGUGAAUAAAAACAAAAGGUUUUGCAAUAAUAUAAUCAAGCAAUUUACAAAGAUUAUAUGAAAACUAUUUUUUAAAAUUCAGAAAGGAAUACUUAAAUUAUAAAUGCUCUAAAUGAAGAGUAAUUUCAGGUUUCUAAUGUUCAUCCACUCUAAGCUCAAAUCUUAUUAAGUAAUAAAACUAAAGCUUAUGAUAUUGAUCCAAGAGGAUCGUUUGGAGAAAAUCGUGUAUUCUUGUUUGGAAAUUAGCAAAGCAAUUAAUAAAGCUACUUAAUAAAUAUUCAUGUUAAUGGAAAUAAUUAAAUAUAAUUUAGAGAUAAUAGCAAUUGCUCAAGUUUUUUUUCAAAUAAUUUUGAUUAACACCUGGCUUAUCUUAUAAAAGGAAAUUAAAAUUAAAGUUUUAAUAUUGAAACAAUAUUUGAAAUUAAAAUAUUAAUAAGUAAAGGAAUGUUUGAAGUUUCUGAUUAUCAUAGCAAAUAAAUAAUUGUAGGUUUAGAUUAACAUUAUCAAAGUAAAUUAUAGGCCAGUUUAAACAAAGAUUUUAGUUUAUGUUUUAGAGGCAGUUUAAAUUUAAUUCAUGCAACUGAAUUAGAAUAAGAAAUUUGA